AUGUUGACGCCGGCGACCGACGGGCCGUCUGUGGCCCUGUCAUUUGCCAACAACUUCUGGGGCAAGGACGAUGCUGGCGUCGGUCCUCUGCUCGAGCGCAUGGCCGGUGCCAAGCAGACAUGCGACGAGCUGCGCGCAUUCUACAAUGCCCGAGCCUCGAUCGAAGACGAAUAUGCCCGCAAACUUCUAUCGCUCUGCCGUAAGCCGCUGGGGUCGCAAGAGAUGGGCGGCGUGAAGCUGUCGCUGGACGUCAUGCGCGGCGAAGUCGAGUCGAUGGCAAAGCAGCACCAGUCAAUUGCCGCACAGAUGAAGACGGAGCUCGAGGAGCCGCUGGCGGCCUUUGCCGGUGCCAUGAAGGAGCGCCGCAAGAUUGUGCAGAACAGCAUCGAGAAGCUGCACAAGGUCAAGGUGCAGCAGACGCAGCAAGUCAACAAAACCCGCGACCGGUUCGAGCAGGAAUGCCUGAAGAUCAAGGGCUACCUCGCCCAAGGCCACAUGGUCAUGGGCCAGGAGGAGCGCAAGAACAAGGCCAAGCUCGAGAAGACGCAGAUCAGCGUUGCCACGUCCAACACCGAGUAUGAGAACGCCGUCAAGAUCCUCGAAGAGACGACGGCCCGCUGGAACCGCGAGUGGAAAGCCGCCGCCGACAAGUUCCAGGACCUCGAGGAGGAGCGGCUCGACUUCACCAAGAGCAGCCUGUGGUCCUUUGCCAACAUCUCGUCCACGGUCUGUGUUAGCGACGACGCAUCGUGCGAGAAGAUCCGCCUGGCUCUGGAGAAGCUCGAGGUCGAGAAGGACAUUGCCAGCUUCAUCCGUGAACGGGGCACCGGCCAGGAGAUCCCCGAUCCGCCCAAGUACAUCAACUUCUGCCGCGGCGACCUCGACUCGCAGUCUGAGGCGUCCGAGGACGACUACUCCGUCGCCCAGUUCCCCCGCAGCAUCAACCCAGCGUACCGCACGUCUUCGCCCCAGCCGUCGACCUACGAGUCACACCACGACCCGAACUCGGCUCUGGCCCGCGACAUGGGCCACGAGCUUAUCGAGCUCACCACCCCGCACAAGCCUGCAGCGCCAUCUGCCGUGGCCCAGCGCACGCCUCACCCCGACACUUCCAGCCAGGCCACGCCGCGUCAGAUGCAGCAGCAGCAACAGCUUGCCAAGGACAAUAUACCACCCUACGACCCGAACGAUUUCGCACCCGUUCCGCACGACCCGUACCCUCUGGAUGGCAUGACCAUGCUCUGCCGCACAAACAAUGGCGGGCCGCAGUCGGACCUCGGGUCCCAGCUCAGCUCCAACAGCGCGGCUACAUCCGGCCGCCCAUCGAGCCGCGACUCGCACAGCGACUUCUCCAACCUGACCCCCUACUCAAGCCAAGAGCUGCCGAGCGGCAAAGUCUCACCAGUGAAGGCUGAGCCGCCCAGCGCCGUGAUGCCCGUCGACGAGAAAAGGGCCAUGAAGAAGAAGAGCGGCUUCUUCCAGAACCACAGUCCGUUCCGCCGCAAGAGUACCAAGGAUAUCUCGACGAGCUCCAACGCCGCCUCGCACAGAAACACCUGGCACCCACAGGCCGCCUCAACUCAGGUGCAGGCUCAGGUACCGCCGAACAAUGUGACACGUGCAUCCGUCUACGGUGGCGGCGGCCACCAGCGCCAGCAGUCGCAGCACCAGCUGAUGCAGCUUGAACGGACAGCCAGCCCUGAUCCCAUUGACGCGAACGCCAGCCUUGCACUAAAUGUGGGCCAGAACGUCUUUGCCGUGUCGACACCGGAUCGCCAUGCGGGCAGUGGCAACGCGCCGCAGACGAGCGAGCCGGAGGCGGCCGAGGACGACCCAAUUGCCCAGGCACUCGCAGAACUCAAGGGCGUCACUCUGGGCAAGCAGGCUUCUGUACGGGUCUCAGCCGACCACUACCACGGCAUCGCAACACCGGCGCCUGGGGCUCGUGCCAACCAGUUCGCCAAGAACAGCGCUGUCGCCGCAGGCAUGCGCGGUACGCCACCACCGUCCUACGACCAGCAAGUCCAGCGCCUGGGUGUGCCGUCCCCCGCGGUCACGUCCAAGGCCAUGAAGCAGACCAACGAGUACCAGCAGGGCGGUGGUGGUACCGGACAAGGCGGUGUCUACGGUACCUCGCCAGCACGGCAGGGCACACGCAGCAGCUACGACCUGCCUCGUGCCGCCUCCCCCGCCCCGAGACGUAGUGCGUCGCCGCGGCCAGGAACGGCGGCCACCAUGCACCAGCAGCAGCAGCAGCAGCAGCAGCAACAACAACAACAACAACAACAACAACAACAACAACAACAACAACAACAACAAGCGCCAGCCCAGCAGCAGCAGCGGCCGGAUCCGCGCAUGAAUCACCGGUCGGCGUCUCCCAACCCUUACGCCAGCCGGCCACCAUCACGUCAGCAACAACAGCAGCAGACGCCGAACCGGGCAUCCGACCAGUACUACUCUCGGCAUGCCUCGCCCAACGACAUGUCGCGUGCAGCGUCCCCGUCGCCCUACCGCACAGAGCAGCCGAGCCGUCCCCGCAGCAGCAUGGCCAACCACAACAGCGCCGACGUUCGUGCCCAGUCGCCCUAUGUAGGCGACGACGGCUAUGGGUCGCAGCGCAGCCGCGGUGGUAGUACCAGCCGGCCUGGAACUAGCAACUCCAACUCGCGUGCCAUGGGUCUCUAUGAGGGCGGUGGUGGCUCGAUGCGGUCGUCACGGAGCAAGAGCAUUGGCGAGAACGUGCAGUUCACGCGCGACGGUCGUCCGAUUAUGCAUUUUGCACGGGCUUUGUAUGUCUACCAGGCCGCCAUUCCUGAGGAGUUAGGCUUCGCGAAGGGCGAUAUUCUGGCCGUCCUGCGCCACCAGGACGAUGGUUGGUGGGAGGCGACUGUGCACGGCAACACGAACGGCAAUGGGCAGGUCGGCCUGGUGCCCAGCAACUACUUGCAGCCGCUGUGA
Molecule: messenger RNA, 2958 nt
Organism: Sporothrix brasiliensis 5110
Lineage: Eukaryota; Fungi; Ascomycota; Sordariomycetes; Ophiostomatales; Ophiostomataceae
Product: cell division control protein (Cdc15)
Exons: 6
Coding region: 1-2958 (985 amino acids)
Biological process (GO): cytoskeleton organization
Cellular component (GO): cytoplasm; mitotic actomyosin contractile ring, proximal layer; cytoplasmic side of plasma membrane
Molecular function (GO): protein binding; phospholipid binding
Source: RefSeq, a predicted model, not a curated record